Molecule: messenger RNA, 1614 nt
Organism: Spodoptera frugiperda (fall armyworm)
Lineage: Eukaryota; Metazoa; Arthropoda; Insecta; Lepidoptera; Noctuidae
Gene: S-Lap
Product: cytosol aminopeptidase-like
Exons: 1
Coding region: 1-1614 (537 amino acids)
Biological process (GO): proteolysis
Cellular component (GO): cytoplasm
Molecular function (GO): metalloaminopeptidase activity; manganese ion binding
Source: RefSeq, a predicted model, not a curated record
AUGUUGUUUUUACGGCUCAGAACUAGUUUCCAACAUAAAAGUGUUCGUCUCAUAUCUCAUUUCAAACACCGGAUUACAGACUGCGUGCCGCUUGUACCGCCACGAAAAGUGCGGUCUAAAGAAACUUGUAACCGUCGUCAUAAAGGGCUCGUCUUAGGUGUAUAUUUCAAUGAAAACGUCUUGAGAGAUCCUGCAGUACUGACUGCAAGCGCACGGAAAUAUAACGAACAAGUUUGUGGAAGGUUGUGGUCCUUGUUGAAUCUUGGUCCCAUACCAAGGCUUGGCGAGGCUAGAGUGUUUUACGACUUGGACCCACAUUACACUUUUGUCGCAGUAGCUGGUCUUGGCAGCGAAUGUGCCAAUUACAACAAACUAGAACGACUGGAUGAAACUAAAGAAGCUAUAAGAAUUGCUGCUGGUGUUGGUGCUAUGGCGGUUCAAAAGCUGAAUCCUAAAGAAAUAGAUAUUGAAUCCUUUGGAAACGCUGAGGCUGCUGCUGAAGGGGCAGAACUCGCAGUCUGGCAGUUUAAUGAAUAUAAAACUGCUUCUAUAAAUAAACUAAUGCCUAUGAAACCAAUUCUAAACCUUUACGAUGAUUGUGACAUAGAUGGAUGGAAAAUCGGUUACUUAAAAGCAGAAGCCCAAAACCUGGCCAGACACUUACAAGAAAUGCCUGCUAAUAUCUUACAUCCCACCAAGUUUGCUAAAAUAGCUCUUGAUCUUUUAUGUGACUUGAAUAUAAAUGUAGAGAUAAGAACGAAGGGGUGGGCAGCUAAUCACCGAAUGGGUGGAUUCGUAUCAGUUGGGAAAUCGUCAAUACAAGCACCGCUGUAUUUAGAGAUCAGCUAUUACGGGGCUAACGAACAGACUCGCCCUGUGGUUAUGAUAGGCAAAGGUGUUACGUUUGACAGUGGAAGUUUAGAUUUGAAAUCUUGUAAAGAAUUAAAGUACAUGAAAGGUGACAUGGCUGGAGCAGCUUGUGUACUGGCCAUCACGAGGGCUGCAGCCAAAUUGAAGCUCCCCGUUAACAUCAAAGGUAUUUUGCCACUCUGCGAACUGAUGCCCAACGGAAGUAGUCCGAAAUUCGGUGAUCUCAUCUGUAGUUCAAACAAUAAAUCUAUUCUAAUAAGAAUGCCAUCUCGAGAAGGACGUUUACUCAUUGCAGACAGUUUAAUAUAUGCUCGAAACCUCUGGCCCAAGUUUAUCAUAGAUAUAGGCACCAUGUCCAACGAAGUAUUACACUACCUAGGUGGGGCAGCGAGCGCCUGUUACUCAAAUUCUGAAGACUUAUACCAUUACCUGGAGCUAGCCAGUGCUCACACUGGGGACAGGGUCUGGAGAAUGCCGCUGUGGAAGUUUUAUUGCGACCGAGUGAAGGACUGCGAUAUUGCAGACGUAGCGAACACAGGACGCGAGGAGUACGGGGAUUCUGCCAACUGUGCCGCCUUCCUCAGGCAGUUUGUGGUGGACACCCAGUGGGUGCACCUCGACACGCACAACGUGGCCUACACGAAGGGGGUCGACACCCCGUACCUGCUGCGUGGUAUGACCGGCCGACCGACCAGGACCGUCAUCGAGUUGUUACACCAGAUGAUAGCAGCCUCCAAAUUAUAA